Messenger RNA from Paramecium octaurelia, 424 nucleotides. Lineage: Eukaryota; Ciliophora; Oligohymenophorea; Peniculida; Parameciidae. The record is from the annotation of a GenBank genome assembly.
AUAAAAAUCUUAAUUUAAAUUAAUGAAUAGAAAAAUCACAAUUUUGGUAUUAUUAGCAUGUGUUGUUUGUGUUGCAACACUCAUGUUUUCAUUCGCCCCAGCAGGUACUAUAUUUAAGUUAUUUCAAAGAUGCCGAAUUGAAAUUGAAAAAGAGCCACUCAUUCUCCGCUUCAAAGAAUCAUGAAUGGGGAUUUGACGGAUAUACUCCAUAUGAUAAAGGCUGCCAAUAGAAAUGCAAAGACGCUAAGGGUGUAAGUUGUGGAAAAGCUCAAUAAAAUUGCUGUAAACCAGAUAAAUGCGAGGAAGAAGACAAUUGGUAUGGAAGUUCAUUGGUCUGCAAGGGAAGAGUCCCAAUUGAAGGCUGCACUAAGCCCAAGUGAAAAUGAGCAUAUUCAUUUAAUUAUUCAAAUCAUAAUUCCUUUCA